UCCUUGUAAGGAAUCUGACUACCUCACAGAAAGUAAUUGGUAUGAAAUACACAAACAGAAAGAGAGAGAGAAGAAUCUAAUUGAAUUCAAUAAAAGUGAAGUUGAAGUUUUUCAAUUCCAACAAUUGAGCACCUAAAUCGACAAUGGCGUACACACAAGAACAAGAACAAGAACUUACAAAGGUUGUGUUGGUUCUUCGCCCACCAAUUGUUUUCAGUGACUAUGGAAAACAUUUCUUAGAAAAGUUCCAUUUGCUGAAAGCAUGGGAAUCUCUGAUGCCCACUGAACAAUUCCUCGCAACCCAUACCAGUUCAGUGCAAGCUAUGCUCUGCUCCGGCAACACUCCGAUCCCCGCCGAAGUCCUCCGCCUCCUCCCGUUUCUCAAGGGCAUCGUCACCACUAGUGUCGGCCUUAACCAGAUCGACUUGCCGGACUGUCGCUGCAGGGGAAUCUCCGUUGCCAACAUCAAAAUAGUCUACUCGGUUGAUGUGGCCGACAUAGCGGUCGGACUGUUGAUUGAUGUUUUGAGAAAAAUCACGGCCGGUGAUCGGUAUGUUCGUGGUAGGCUUUGGCCGAACCAAGGAGAGAAUACCCUCUUUCCGAGUCUCUCUAUACAUAUAUGUACUGUAUAUGUAUCACACAUCUGA
Molecule: messenger RNA, 647 nt
Organism: Cornus florida
Lineage: Eukaryota; Viridiplantae; Streptophyta; Magnoliopsida; Cornales; Cornaceae
Product: glyoxylate/hydroxypyruvate reductase HPR3-like
Exons: 1
Coding region: 144-647 (167 amino acids)
Cellular component (GO): cytosol
Molecular function (GO): glyoxylate reductase (NADPH) activity; NAD binding; hydroxypyruvate reductase [NAD(P)H] activity
Source: RefSeq, a predicted model, not a curated record